Molecule: messenger RNA, 2423 nt
Organism: Phalaenopsis equestris
Lineage: Eukaryota; Viridiplantae; Streptophyta; Magnoliopsida; Asparagales; Orchidaceae
Product: 3-ketoacyl-CoA synthase 11-like
Exons: 2
Coding region: 541-2079 (512 amino acids)
Biological process (GO): fatty acid biosynthetic process
Cellular component (GO): membrane
Molecular function (GO): acyltransferase activity, transferring groups other than amino-acyl groups
Source: RefSeq, a predicted model, not a curated record
ACAAAAUUGAAGUCACCAGCGGCGGAGGAAGAGAGUCAAACAGCCGCGCCAACGUGACCGGUGACCGAACUCUGUAACUUUUUUAAAUAAAGAGAAAAAGAUCGCAGUUUUCCACUCCGCCAUCGUACACGCCAUCGCGUGUCUCGCUGUAACGCUGCUCACUGUCGCCUUCUUCCUAUUUAAGAGGUUCGUCCCAUAGCGCAGCUGAGACAAGUUGAGGGACAGUAAUAGUAAAGCUGAGAGAUUCUCUUACCGGCCAUUACUGCGUUUUUCAGAUACAAAGAGCUCUCUAUCUCUCCUCUUUGUUGUAGAGAUUCGGGCGUUGAGGAACACACCGGGACGUCGUCGCUGCGGUGUUCGGAGAUUUUAGAUCAGAGGGCCUGUUUCUCUGUAAUCUCCCUCGGAUUCCUCUUAUUAAGUAAAAAAAUAGACAACUUUCCACUUGUUGUUACUUUUAAAAACAGCGAAGGAAACUAACAGUUUGACCCUUUUACAUCAUCUCCCAUCUUUCUUUUUGCCCUCACUCUCGAAGCUUCAACAAUGGAAGAAGCAAAACUAGAAGUCUCAAGGUUUAAAUCUUCUUCAAGUAGGCUCCCAGACUUCAAACAAUCUGUCAAGCUAAAAUAUGUGAAGCUCGGUUACCACUACCUUAUCGCCCAUGGCAUGUACCUUGUCCUGGUUCCCUUUGUUGGAGUUAUGGCCGCCCAUCUCUCCACCUUCUCCCUCGAAAACCUGUAUAAUCUUUGGGAGCAACUCCGUUUCAACCUCAUCUCAGUCAUUAUAUGCUCCACCCUCCUCGUCUUCCUCUCCACACUCUACUUCCUCAGUCGCCCCAAGCCAGUCUAUCUCGUCAACUUCGCCUGCUAUAAACCUGAGGACUCCAACAAAUGCAGUCGCCAAUUGUUUGUACAUAUGUCGCAGUCGAAAGGUUCAUUCACAAAAGAAAAUGUCGAAUUCCAGCGAAAAAUCAUUGAAAGAUCCGGCCUUGGUGAAUCCACCUAUCUUCCUGAAGCAAUCAUGAAUGUUCCACCCAAUCCUUCAAUGGCCAUGGCCAGGAAGGAAGCUGAGGUUGUCAUGUUUGGUGCACUUGAUGAGCUCUUUGCAAAGACUAAUCUGAAACCGAAGGAUGUAGGCAUACUGAUUGUGAAUUGCAGCUUGUUCAAUCCAACCCCUUCCCUGUCUGCCAUGAUUGUGAACCGCUACAAGCUCAGGGGAAACAUUUUGAGCUAUAAUCUGGGUGGGAUGGGCUGCAGUGCAGGAUUAAUCUCAAUUGAUCUUGCAAAACAGCUCCUUCAAGUCAAUCCAGAAUCCUAUGCUUUGGUUGUUAGCAUGGAGAACAUCACUUUGAACUGGUAUUAUGGCAACAAUCGCUCCAUGCUUGUUUCUAAUUGUCUUUUCCGCAUGGGCGGAGCUGCAGUUCUCUUAUCAAACAAGAGAUCUGAUCGGUGGCGGUCCAAGUAUCAGUUGGUUCAUACGGUUCGAACACAUAAAGGAGCUGAUGAGAAGUGCUACACUUGUGUGACACAGGAAGAAGAUGUUGAUGGGGAGAUUGGCGUCUCUCUUUCAAAGGAUCUGAUGGCAGUGGCUGGUGAUGCAUUGAAAACCAACAUCACUACUAUGGGUCCUCUUGUCCUUCCCAUGUCAGAACAGUUGCUAUUCUUUGCUACUUUGGUGGGGAGGAAGCUUCUCAAGAUGAAGAUUAAGCCAUACAUCCCAGAUUUUAAGCUGGCCUUCGAGCAUUUUUGCAUUCAUGCAGGUGGAAGGGCAGUGUUGGAUGAGCUGGAGAAGAACUUGCAGCUUUCAGAGUGGCAUAUGGAGCCUUCGAGGAUGACACUCUAUAGAUUUGGAAACACAUCAAGUAGCUCUCUUUGGUAUGAAUUGGCUUACAGUGAAGCUAAGGGAAGGAUUAAGAAGAGGGAUACUGUUUGGCAGAUUGCAUUUGGUUCUGGAUUCAAGUGCAACAGUGCAGUAUGGAAGGCUUUGAAGACUGUGAAUCCUGCAAAAGAGAAGAACCCAUGGAUGGAUGAGAUUGAUAACUUUCCGGUUGCAGUUCCUAAGGUAGCGCCGGUUGAAGCUUGAUACUGGUUUCGUUCUACACUUCUGUUAUUUGUUGGGUUUAUUCUUUAUCAUUAUAGUUAUUCAGAAAAGUGUCAUUUGUGGUUUCUCUUGUCAUUGUUUGUUGGGGAAUUAGCAGAAGAGGAAAAUUUUAAUGCUUUUAGUGGGUAGAUUUGGCUAUUGGUUCAUUAGAAAGCAAUGUUUUAUUAUGUUAUGGAGGAUAUAGGCCCUGAUAUCAAACAGACCAGCUAUUCUGUUCUAUUUGUUUUAAUUGUAUUGUUUUAACAUAUAAACUUGUGUCCUGUGGCAAGGUUUCAUUCAUAUUAUUUUGUUCUACUCAUGCCCCACAAAUUGGGUUUUUUAGUGAU